Spinacia oleracea (spinach) is the source of this 1612-nucleotide messenger RNA. Its product is annotated as glycosyltransferase BC10. The transcript is spliced from 2 exons. Gene Ontology annotation, molecular function: glycosyltransferase activity. Bases 192 to 1349 code for a protein of 385 amino acids. Lineage: Eukaryota; Viridiplantae; Streptophyta; Magnoliopsida; Caryophyllales; Amaranthaceae. Gene Ontology annotation, cellular component: membrane. The record is from RefSeq and is a predicted model, not a curated record.
GCUGACUAUUCAAACCACAAGUAUGUUCUCUCCACAACGCUGCUAUUGUUAGACUUGCAAAAUGCUUUACUUGUGUGAACUUUCCACCUUAGUAACGCAAAGCCAGUUUAAGUUUAAGCCACAACUUUUCCCCACAUAUAUAAAUCAUAACAUUAUACAGACUUCAUGAAAUUUCAAAUUCAUUUCCCACAAUGAAGAAUAUCAACACAAACACAAACAUCCAUAUUAACCUCAACCAUCUUGUUUCAUACUUAGUCAUCUUCGCCUUUGGGUUAACCAUCGGUAGCACAUUCUUUACCCGAGAUUCUCCUCCUAAUUUCCACACGUUUCCCUUCACCCUUGAUCUCGUCAACUUCACAUCCUCCUCCUCGGAUGAUUACGAUGAUACUAAUAAUACUACUACGACUGCGAUCAAUGAGACAAUUAAUAUAAAGAGCUAUUAUAUGCAUCAGAUGGAGGAUCCAGAGUUAUUGUGGAGAGCAUCAAUGGUACCCAAUUUGGGAGGGGAGAAUUUACCGUCCAAAUUUAAAACCAAAAAGAUUGCUUUUAUGUUUUUGGUUAGAGGACCAUUGCCGUUGGCACAACUUUGGGAGAUGUUCUUUAAAGGGUACGAACAUCUUUACACUAUUUAUGUUCAUUCUCAUCCUUCUUAUAACGAAUCUCUUCCCAACAACUCUGUCUUCCAUGGAAGGAGAAUUCCUAGUAAGGAUGUGGAAUGGGGAAAAUUCAACAUGGUAGAAGCAGAACGUCGUCUACUAGCCAACGCUCUACUAGACGUAUCAAACGAACGUUUCAUUCUUUUAUCAGAGUCAUGUAUACCACUCUUCAAUUUCUCCACGAUAUAUUCACACCUCAUAAAUUCAAACAAGAGUCACGUUGAGGCCUAUGAUUUGGCUGGUCCCGUGGGGCGUGGGCGUUAUAGCUAUCACAUGAUGCCACAUGUCAUGUUAUCUCAAUGGCGAAAGGGGUCACAAUGGUUCGAGAUGGACCGUGGCCUAGCCAUUGAAGUUGUGUCCGAUCAAGAGUAUUUCCCGUUGUUUCAAAGAUUUUGUACGCGUGCAUGCUAUGGAGAUGAGCAUUAUUUACCCACAUUUGUUAGCAUGAAAUUCUCUAGGAGGAAUUCAAACAGGAGUAUAACUUGGGUUGAUUGGUCCAAAACAGGGCCUCAUCCCGGUGUGUUCCAUAGGCCACUUGUUACUCCAGAACUCCUUACGAGUUUAAGGAGUAACAACACUUGUGAGUAUAAUGGGGAAAAGACUGAUGUUUGUUUUUUGUUUGCAAGAAAGUUCAUGCCUGGUACUCUAACAAGGUUGUUGAGAUUUGCUCCUCAAAUCAUGAAGUUCAACUAAUGCACUUCUGAGUUGUCCUGUCUUUAGCUAGGUUUUUUUUUACUAGAUUUGAAAGAAGAAAUUAGGAAACAGAUUAAAUGUGUAUUUAUAUACCUUCAUUUUUUCAUUGUAAAUUUGGUGAUACAUAGGAAAGGGACAAAACAUAUAUUGGUGUGGUGAUGAUAUUUUGUAAUUUUGUCAAUUGUUAAGCCUAUGUGGCUAUGUGUAAUUAUAUUGUAGAAGAUCUUGUAUUGAUAUACUACCUCCGUUUUAAAUAGUUUGGA